Cydia splendana is the source of this 1965-nucleotide messenger RNA. RefSeq names its product UDP-xylose and UDP-N-acetylglucosamine transporter (gene Efr). NCBI's taxonomy places the organism in Eukaryota, Metazoa, Arthropoda, Insecta, Lepidoptera, Tortricidae. Gene Ontology annotation, molecular function: UDP-N-acetylglucosamine transmembrane transporter activity; UDP-xylose transmembrane transporter activity. Bases 158 to 1177 code for a protein of 339 amino acids. The record is from RefSeq and is a predicted model, not a curated record. Gene Ontology annotation, cellular component: endoplasmic reticulum membrane; Golgi membrane. Gene Ontology annotation, biological process: transmembrane transport. The transcript has 2 exons.
GGCCACGGUCACAAAUAAACAGCGAUUGUGUUAUCACGCACACUAGCGCAGGCCGCCAAAGUAGUCUAACGUGUUGACUGUCAUUAUGACGUUUUUAAUGUGAAUUGAGUGUUUAUUCAAUCUAAUUUGAACUGAAAUUGGAUGUAACAUAUUCAAAAUGAAUAUCAAGGCAGCUUUGGCCAUAUGUAUGGUCUUCGUUGGAUGUUGUUCCAACGUAGUUUUUCUUGAAUUGGUUGUGAAAGAAGACCCAGGCGCUGGUAAUUUGGUGACUUUCCUACAAUUCUUAUUCAUCGCAUUUUGCGGUUUUUGUACCGUUGGAAAAUUCGGUACCGCGAAAAGGAACAUACCGUUCAAGCAAUACCUGAUUUUAGUUGGAUUCUUCUGGACAAGCAGCGUGGCUAACAACUAUGCGUUCGAUUUCAACAUAUCUAUGCCUUUACACAUGAUUUUUAGAGCGGGAUCCCUAAUGGCAAACAUGGCAAUGGGUGUAUGGAUUUUGAAGAAGCAAUACCCAGCGUUAAAAUACUUGGCUAUCUUCAUGAUUUCUGCUGGUAUAGCGAUAUGCACUAUACAGUCGAGUGGAGAAGUUAAAGCCCCUAGAGAAACCCAUUCAGAUGCAGAAGAAGAAGCUAGAUUGAAAUUCAUAGAUUGGCUUUGGUGGUGUCUAGGCAUAGCCAUACUGACUUUUGCAUUAUUCGUAUCAGCCCGAAUGGGUAUUUUCCAAGAAUCCCUAUACUCAAAGCAUGGAAAGCAUCCUUGGGAAGCGCUGUACUACGCUCACUUAUUACCGUUAGUAAUCUGGCUACCAUCAGCUCCAAAUUUAAUAGGACAUGUGAAAUUAGCCACAGAAACUGUUCCAGUGAAUUUCCUAGGAUUUACAUUGCCUGUUCAAGUAUUAUGGCUGCUUUUAUAUGUAGUUACUCAAGGUCUAUGUAUAAGUUCUGUGUACGUUUUGACGACUGAAUGUGCGUCUCUGACUGUGACUUUAACAGUGACUUUAAGAAAGUUUGUGUCACUUUUGUUUUCAAUAGUUUACUUUAAGAAUCCGUUUACGAUCGGACAUUGGAUUGGGACACUUUUAGUGUUUAUUGGUACUAUGAUAUUUACUGAAUUAUUGCAGAAGUUUGUCGCUCUGUUCUUGCCGGCUAAAGUUGAUGAUAAAAAGAAGAAGAUUUAGUUUCUUGUCAAGUUUUUUGAAAUGUAUUUUUUUUUCAGUAGAAGAACUCAAUUUCGUUUGUUAUUUAUCUUAAAGCAUUUAAUGGCUAGGAAAAUACUUUUUCGUACCCAUAUUCAUAACCAUCAAUAGUUAUUUGUUUUACAAGGGGGCAAAGUUGUUGUUUAACCGCUCGUGUUAAUAUUGAUACCCGAGCAAUCGAAAGAUUCCAGAAUUGAACCACGAGCGUAGCAAGUGGUUCAAAAAUGGAAUCUUGAGCGUUGCGAGGGUUUCAAAGCAGGAGGGUUAAACAAAAUUUGCCCCCGAGUGAAACACAAAAUUUUUCACCACACCAACCCGAAGCAAAUAUUAAAUGUAAAAUAUCAAACAAAAUCAAACCAAAUAAAAUUCAAAUGAAUGAUAUUCAAUAUUAAUCAUCUAAAAUCAUCAUUUAAAAGUCAAUUCUCCCAGCAAACAUAAGAAAACAACUCAAAAUUUGCAUUUGAUUACUUUGCCUCACAUGUGAAUUACUGAUAGCAAAGUGCAACUUUGCUAUCCGUUUUUGAAGUGCAAAGUAGGUCUUUCCGAGCUGGUGUGGUGAAAAUAGUUGAUUCUAUCACCUACUUAUACAUAAUAAUAAAAAUCUAUUUUAAGAGCAGUUCUAGUUUCUAAAAGCCUAAUACAACCUUCUAAUAGAAUGUAAAUAUACUUUUAACGAUAGCUAAUAAAAUAUUGUAUAAUUGAAAAAUUAUAUAAAUUCAUAUUCUUCUAGAUCAACCAUUUUUCUUUGUAUAAUCUAUAUAUAAUCUAUA